AUGCGUACCGGUGGCAUACUCCACUCCUGGCGCCUGUUGUGUACAUUUCGGAAUUUUCAGGUCAUCCAUUUGUCACUAAUAUGUCUGACGACGGAGUAGUUGUUGAGAAGAAAGGCCGGGGUCGUCCGCCUAAAUCUGAAGAAGCAAAGAAGGCCGAGAAAAGGGCUAAACCUGCAGUUGAAAAAUCAGCGGCAAAAAAGGAAGAUGGUGAAGCUCCGGCUAAAAGAGGAAGGGGAAGACCCAAAAAAGGAACAUCAGCUGCUGCAAAACCUAAGGCCAAGGCGAGUUCUGGUAAAGGCAGAGGACGACCCAAGAAGGACAAGGAAGAGAAGUCUGAAGAGGAAGAAGAAGAAGACGAUGCUGCAGAUGAGGACGAAGGUGAUGAUGAGUGAAUCUACAAGUGAAUCUGUGUUCCUUUAGUGUUUGUGAGAGAAGUUCAUUAUACUGUCAUUGAUUACAAUGUUCCUAUAGUGAUUUAAGUCCAAACAGAAGGUACAUUCCGUUUAGACAAAUAUUGCUCUCAAUGUAAAUGAAGGUAUGGAUUUAGGUUUUAGGUUAGUAUUUUUGUCUCACUAGUGUGACAUUCGUUCAGUAUUAAUUUAUAAGUAAACACAUCAAAUUUUACAUCUUGAAUGUUUUAAUGUACAAAAAAGUUCUCACUCUGGAAGAUUGUUCAAGUACAAUAACUAACAGGUUUUACUCUGGUUUUUCUAACAUUGAUUAGCCUAUCAUCAACGCUUAUGGUAGAAAUUUUAAACAUGCCAUUCUGCCGUGAUAUGAGAAUUAUGUUAAGUUUAGUCUAUUAUACUUCUUUUUUGUAAUUGAAUUUUCUUGAACUUUGAAUAGGCACUCUAAGGUGUGAUUAUUAAACCCUCUGGUAGCCUACUUAAAAAAACAACCAUAUAGCCUACCAUGACCAUGCCAAUUUUACUUGUCACUGCUGUCUAAAGAAAAUUCUCUGAUUCCACGGACAGAAGAGUGUUCUUUAGCUAAUGAUUCCUGUUAUCUAUUAUAAACUUAGUUCUUACCUGUUAAAACUACCAAACCUCUGCUUUUGUAACAUUUUUGUUGGUUAAAGAAUCCAAAAUUUAAACAUCAGCCAACAAUUGGCAUGGAUUAAGAAUAUACUUUCAGUGAUGCUUUUAUGUAGUUAAGUAGUUUUUAUAAUUGUAAAAUGUAUUCUUUAUUAUUUGUGUGGAAAAUAAAUUUUGAGUGCAACACAA
Macrosteles quadrilineatus (aster leafhopper) is the source of this 1223-nucleotide messenger RNA. RefSeq names its product high mobility group protein I-like. NCBI's taxonomy places the organism in Eukaryota, Metazoa, Arthropoda, Insecta, Hemiptera, Cicadellidae. The coding region runs from base 81 to 392 and encodes 103 amino acids. Gene Ontology annotation, molecular function: DNA binding. Gene Ontology annotation, cellular component: nucleus; chromatin. Gene Ontology annotation, biological process: regulation of DNA-templated transcription. The record is from RefSeq and is a predicted model, not a curated record. The transcript is spliced from 3 exons.